Molecule: messenger RNA, 324 nt
Organism: Knipowitschia caucasica
Lineage: Eukaryota; Metazoa; Chordata; Actinopteri; Gobiiformes; Gobiidae
Source: the annotation of a GenBank genome assembly
AUGUCUCUGCCCUGUCCGUACCCAUAUGAGGACCAGGGGCCCCUCGCCGAGCUGUCAGUGCAGUGGAAAAGCCCCCGCAACAGCCUGCUCUGCCACUUUGUGAAGCACAAGGCCUUCAUGAACUGCUCUGCGGGGUACCAGCUAUGGUACUGGCCGGCCCACAUCAUCCUGGCCAUCGAGAGGGUCCAGGAGUGGGACUACGGGGCCCACCUGUGCUCCGUCAGCAAGAGGCACCACUUCACCGACACCACCCUGGAGCUACAGCGGGCACCAGCUCAGUGUUGGAGCGUUCUCUCUGCUUUGGUGGCGGUGCACGUACGGUGA